Molecule: messenger RNA, 4399 nt
Organism: Propithecus coquereli (Coquerel's sifaka)
Lineage: Eukaryota; Metazoa; Chordata; Mammalia; Primates; Indriidae
Gene: RGS7BP
Product: regulator of G-protein signaling 7 binding protein
Exons: 6
Coding region: 962-1735 (257 amino acids)
Biological process (GO): G protein-coupled receptor signaling pathway
Cellular component (GO): neuron projection; nucleus; postsynapse
Source: RefSeq, a predicted model, not a curated record
AGCUUUCCUUUUAGGUUAUCAAGAGAUCUUUUUGAUGCAAAAUCCUCACUCCCUCCUGUGGCCCCAGUCUCAGUCUUAGAUGGUGAGGGCCUCAAGCCCACAUUGGUUUAUUGAAAUCCGUAUUUAGGUCCCAGCAUGUGGCAAUGUGCUCCACUCUGAUGACACUUUUCGUUUCUAAUAAUAGAGCAGAUGAAGUAAUAUUGCAAUUGAUGUUCCCAGGGAUUUGAUUGGAUAAGUGCAUAAACUGUGGAUGGAGAAGAAGAUUGUAUGGACGGAUCACAUUAGUAUUCCCGUCCUAUCAAUGUGCGGGCCAGCGAACAACGUCAGCCGGACCGAUUCCUUGCGUCUGCCAGUCCCAGCACAGAUUCAUUUGGGAUCCUCAAACAGACAAGCCCUUAGAGACGAGGGAUCAAGGCAGCCGAUUAGAGCCAAUUGCCUGCUUCGGGGACGGCCAGCCCUUCCAGGCCUGGCGACAGUGGAGGGAGGGGAAAGACCAACCGAGCACCGCUGCGGGAAGACACUGAAGCAAGAGCGACACCCCUUUCCGCCCCCCACCUUGCAGCGCAGGCUUUGAAAGCUGCUCCCCCACCUGAAUGGAAACGCGGAACCGCCGGGCGGCGCGUUCCUUCUCGCCCAGCCUUGCGAUCCAUGCCGAGAGGAAAGCGGUGCGAGCCCGCGCCAGCGCCCAGCUCCCGGGACAGGGCCGGCAAUGCUGCUGAGCAGAACUUGAUCGCGCCCCUUCCUCGCUGCUAGUGGAAGCGAUGCUGCACGGCACAGCCAGCGCUUCCCCGGCUCUCCUUCAAGCUGAAGGUUACCGACCCGCGCAGCCAGUCCCAACCCUGUGAACCGCGCGCCUCGGGUCCCGGCUCCGGCUGCUUGGCGGCGGCGCGCAGGGCAACGACCGGGCCGCCCGCGCCGGGGCGCACUGCACCAGCGGCUUCGGCUUGGUGGAUGUGUAUGCAUGAGUUCUGCACCGAAUGGGCGCAAAAAGCGCCCCAGCCGGUCCACCCGCUCCUCGAUCUUCCAGAUCAGCAAGCCCCCGCUGCAAAGCGGGGAUUGGGAGCGCAGGGGCAGCGGCUCCGAGAGCGCUCAGAAAACCCAGCGAGCCCUGGACGACUGCAAGAUGCUUGUCCAAGAGUUCAACACGCAAGUGGCCCUGUACCGAGAGUUGGUCAUUUCUAUCGGGGACGUCUCAGUCAGCUGCCCCUCACUAAGGGCGGAAAUGCACAAGACAAGAACCAAAGGCUGUGAAAUGGCCCGUCAGGCACACCAAAAACUGGCUGCCAUCUCAGGCCCAGAAGACGGUGAGAUCCACCCAGAAAUCUGUCGGCUUUACAUCCAGCUGCAGUGCUGCUUGGAAAUGUAUACGACAGAGAUGCUAAAAUCCAUAUGUCUGCUGGGGUCUCUUCAGUUUCAUCGAAAAGGAAAGGAACCUGGUGGGGGAACCAAGAGUUUGGAUUGCAAAAUUGAGGAGAGUGCUGAAACACCUGCCCUAGAGGACUCCUCGUCAUCCCCCCUAGAUAGUCAGCAACAUUCCUGGCAGGUUUCCACAGACAUCGAGAACACUGAAAGAGACAUGCGAGAAAUGAAAAACCUUUUAAGCAAACUCAGGGAAACUAUGCCUUUACCAUUGAAAAAUCAAGAUGACAGCAGCCUUCUGAAUCUAACUCCCUACCCCCUGGUUAGAAGACGGAAGAGAAGGUUCUUUGGGCUAUGUUGUCUCGUCUCAAGCUAGGCGGCUCCUCCUGGAAACUUGUUGGGAACACCGGAAAAAAAAAAAAAAAAAAUCACAAAACCUGAGGACCUCCAGACAGCUGAACCACACAUUUAUUGGUUUUUGACUAUGUUUUCUAUGCUUCCUUAUUUUACCUGCUUCCCCCUGCCCUUUUAAAUGAUUUUACACUCGAAAGCAGCUGCCAUCAAGGGAAGAAAAAAAAAAAAACAGAUUAAAAAAGGCUGUUUUUAAAAAGAAUUUUUAAAGCUGACAUUGCACAUGUCUGCUCCAAACCAUGCCGUGACAGAUGCAAGAAUUAUGAUUUUUAAAUUAUUUAAAGGUUUUUUUAAAUGUAUUAUACGGAGAAAAAUUAUUUCAUGUAUAAUAGCAUAUCUAUAGCUCUUACUGAUCUCAUGUUAACAAUUUAUCACAUAUGAAAGAAGUCUUUAAGCAUAGAAAUCUAUUUAAAACUACAAAACUUUGUUCAAAAAUCCAAUCUAUCAAUAUCGUUAGAAAUAAUAUUAUAAGCAAACAUAUACCACCUUACCUAUUGCUUUCUCUGCAUUCAUUUACAUUUAGUCUUCCAUUCUGUCAGAAUCUAAGCACUUCACCAUAAAAAUAUCUUAAUUUAUAAUGCAACAAACACCACAUAUGAAAAGUACUUAAAUUUUGUAAAUAUAUAAUAAUCCUAAUACUUUCAUAUAAUGCAUAUGGGCAGGCAACUAAUUUCCUUUUGAUCCAAUGGUGUCUUUUUCAGCUUCUUGGAGAAUGAAGUAAUCCAGUUAGGAAAUGGUGUAGUAACAUAUACAUUACCCUCAAAUGUAAAAUUGAAUAUUACCACAUUUUGUUCUAACUGAAAUCUGAAGCAUGGUGUCUGCACAUCAGCAUAGUGUUAAAUCUUAUAGGGCAUGCAGGAAUUAGCUCAGAUCGUAAAAAUAUUUAACAUUUUACAUUGUUAAUAAAAUUUUUUUAGUUAAGCUAAGCUUGUCUCAUUUUAGAUGACUAUGCAGAUAUGACUUUUCCAAUGUGUACUUAGUGUCUUGUCUUAUGCUUAGAAUCUUGAAAGCAGGACACAUUAAGCAAUACUAUAUUUUAGAAAAGAGGAAACCACAUGCUUUGUUUUUCUGCUCACAGCUUUGUUGUGAUCUUCCUCCACUAAACUUGUAACAUGGUACAAAUUUUGUUAUAUUUUCCCCUGUUCUUCCUUUGGCCCAUUUCCCAGACAGAAUUUCCCAUGGGUUGAGAGAUCAAGUCUUCGCACUUUUUUCUUGUUUUCCACAGUCUGAGAAAUCUUUGAGCCAGACAGGAGGCACCAGUGCCUAGUACAAUAGAAGAAUGAGCUAGAUGCCUCUAAAUGGUUUAUCCAACCUUUAUCUACCUUCAUUCCAACACUACACUUUCUCAAUACUUAUAUGCACAGGCAUUUAUAUGUAGACCAAUAAUUUGAUCUAAAAACUAAAUGUAUUAAAGCCUUUAGCUUUAGUGAAGAUGAGUGGUACAGAUGAACUAUUGGAAUAAUUAUUGUAUCAGGCUGAAUUACAUGAAAUUGCUGAUAUUUGACUGUUUUGACCUACAAAAUGGCAAUUUCAUGUAGUUCAACUUAGUAUCUGAUGUUGUGGAAAUUAUACUUGGAAUUGUCUUCUAGCCCUUUUGAUUGAAAGUGAAAGAAUUAAAGGGUUGGAAGAGAUCUCAAAAGCUAUGCAGGUCUCUAUUUAGAUCAUACCAGCUGGCUGUUGGCCUUAUUCUUGGAGUCCAGCCUUGUGUUCCAAUGAACCAUUAAUUAGUGCAUGGUUAUAGAUAUGCCUGGCUUCACAAAAAGAACACUUGAAAAGUUAUAUGAGAAAAUCAUAAUUUGCUAAAUCAAAUACUUGUAAAACAAUUGUGGGAAUAUGCUAUUUAAAGACUUUUAGAGUGAAUACUCCCAUGCAAAACAACCAACCACUCCCAGACUUACCUGAUCUGCAAACCUUGAUUUUCAAACAUCAAGUUUGAUUAAAGCUUGAUAUCCUUUCCUAAGUCCAGUUCAUUUUCAUCCCCUGAGGAGAUUUCAUUUAAAGUUUAUUGUCUUCGAAAUGAGGAAGUAGCCUAGUUUGGCAGCUCUCAGCUUCUGUGUCUGCCUUCUCCCACACUUCAACUAUGUUGAACUCUAGCUUCAAUCUAGUUUCUCCUAAUCCAUGCAAAGUUAUUAACUGAUAAGCCCAACCCUGGUGUUCAGCAUGUUCUUCUGAUGCCUGACCUAAAUCACUUCUGCUUGGUUAAUUGUGCUCACUCUCGCCUUAGUGUGAAAGUAACACUUACCUUAUGUGCAAUUGUCCUUUGUAUAACUGAAGACUGUUAAUAAAUUCAAGUCUCACCUCCAUGUCUGGGAAGGCUGUAGUAGCUAUUCAUGGAGAUGGGAAUUUGUCUAAUUACCUAGCCAGACUUUCCAUAUCUAAGGUAAUAUAUUCAGCCACCUUAUCUUUUAUUCAUAGUGCCUGUUUUUCAGGCUUCUAUCAGUUUUGUAGUUCCCGUGGACAUACUCCAAGAUUUAUAGAUCUUCUUUCAGUAGCAUGUCUUAAAAUUAAAUUUAGUGCUUACAGUCCUGGUAACCUCCACUGGCUCAAGAUUGCAGUAGGUUAUUCACCAUCUCCCAUUAGAUAUGCCAAUGCAUUGUUUACGGGCUGCCCCACUCUCCUCUCACUUACC